Messenger RNA from Symbiodinium sp. CCMP2592, 3180 nucleotides. The record is from the annotation of a GenBank genome assembly. Lineage: Eukaryota; Dinophyceae; Suessiales; Symbiodiniaceae.
AUGACCUUUUACAUGUACUGCUACGACUGUGCUGCACAGCUGAGACCACAAAGAGAAGGUUGUGGCAGCUACCUUCGAGGACAAGGUUCGCAUCUGCCAGCGCAGCUGCAAGAUGUCAUCUUCGAUUGCAGCGUGCUGACCAUUGCCACUGGGCUGCCGGAACGCAACUCCUACGCCGUCGACUUGAUCAAUGCCGUGGCGGAGAUGAAGUGCACCUGCCCAUGCCGCGCCUCCUUCUCUGGUGGCUUGAGCAACCCCUCUUUCUCUUUCCGCGGCCUGAACUCUCUCCGGGAUGCCAUGCACAGCGUGUUCCUCUACCGCGCAGUGCCCAAGGGCCUGAACAUGUCCAUCGUGAACCCAGGUGGUCGUCCCAGGAACGAAGACAUUGAGCCCAAGACCCAGGAAGAAGUGAUUCUGCACAAGUCUGCGGACGGCAAUCAUGUCGAACUCUUCCUGGAGUAUGCGGAGCAGGUGAUGAAGCCUCCGGCUCCUGCUCCUGCUGGGAGACGGUCUCGUGUGAAGCCCGGCUGCAAAGUCGUGGACCGCUGCCGUGUCGAGGGCCCUAAAGAGACCCAGAAGGUUGCCCAGAAGAUCAUCGACUGCAAGACCGCAACACCCACGGAGGUGAUCAACUACUUCAAUAGUGAGCUGAAGAAGUGCAUCUGCUUCCUGGAUGGAGGCAUGGGAACCCGCAUCCAGGCAGAAAACUUGGAGGAAGCAGAUUACCGUGGGGAUCGGUUCAAGGACUUCAGCGAGAAGGAUGCCAACGGCAUCCCGGUCUCCCUGAAGGGUAAUGACGCUCUCCCCAUCUUCAGCAAGCCAGACAUGAUCAAGGACAUCCACAAGGAGUACUUCGUCGCUGGCUCAGACAUCUGUCAGACCAACACCUUCAACGGCACGACCAUCUUGCAGGGCGAGUACAAGAUGCAGGCCGUUGCGCAUGAGAUCAACAAAGUGGGAGCACAGCUAGCGAAGAAGGCAGCAGCUGAGGUCACGAAGCAGGAGCCACACAAGCCCCGAUUGGUGGCAGGCGCAGUUGGGCCCACCGGCCGCACCCUAAGCGUGUCGCCCAGUGUGGAGGAUCCAUCCUUCCGCACUGUGACUUGGGGCGAGCUUGUGGAGUCCUACAAGCAGCAGGUGAGCGCUCUCGUGGAGGGUGGCGUCGACCUGCUGAUGAUUGAGACCGUCUUCGACACCCAGAACUGCAAGGCAGCCAUCUUCGCAGUGGACCAGUACUUCAUCGAGUCGAAGAAGGAGCGGCUGCCAGUGAUGCUUAGCGCCACCAUCGUGGACAAGAGCGGCCGCACGCUCUCUGGCCAGACCAUCGAGGCCUUCUGCGUUAGCGUGAAGCAUGCGCAGCCCUUCACCGUUGGCAUUAACUGUGCCCUGGGUGCGGCUCAGAUGAAGGGCUUCUACAAGAAGCUCUACGGCAUGAACUCAGCCUGGUGCCACGUCCACCCCAAUGCUGGCCUGCCUAAUGCCAUGGGCGGCUAUGACGAAGACCCCGAGAUCUUCUGCAGCAACAUCCUGGACUACGCCAAGGAUGGCAUCCUGAACUUCGUCGGCGGCUGCUGCCUCACCUUCCCUUUCCACAUCGCGGCCGUCUGCAAGAAGGUGAAGGACUGCCCAGUGCGCAAGCUUCCAGAGCUGCCCGGGUACCCCAGCAUGAUGUUGUCCGGCCUGGAGCCCUGCCACGUGACCGCUGAGGCAGGCUUCCAUUGGGCCGGCGAGCGAUGCAACUUGAUGGGCUCGGCCAAAUUCAAGAAGCUGGUGGAUGCCUACAGGUGGGAUGAGGCUAUGGAGGUUUGCGUCGCCCAGUGCGAGACGAAAGUGGACAAUCUCGAUUUCAACUUCGACUCGGACCUGAUCGAUGGGCAGUCGGCUAUGCGCAAGUUCAUGAGGCUCUGCGUCACCGAGCCCACCGUGGCCAAGUUGCCCUUCAUGUUUGACUCCUCCAAGUGGCCUGCGGUCGAGGAGGGCCUCAAAUGCGUUCAGGGCAAGUGCGUCGUGAAUUCGAUCUCACUGAAGGUCGGCGAGGAAGAGUUUCUUCGUCUUGCGAAGCUUUGCAUGCGCUAUGGCGCAGCCGUCGUCAUCAUGGCCUUCGAUGAGAAGGGUCAGGCAGGCACCUUCGAGGACAAGGUUCGCAUCUGCCAGCGCCUGUGUGAGAGCAUCGACUUCCCCCGCGAGGAUAUCAACGUGCUGACCAUUGCCACUGGGCUGCCGGAACGCAACUCCUACGCCGUCGACUUCAUCAAUGCCGUGGCGGAGAUGAAGUGCACCUGCCCAUGCCGCGCCUCCUUCUCCGGUGGCUUGAGCAACCCCUCUUUCUUUUUCCGCGGCUUGAACUCCCUCCGGGAUUCCAUGCACGGCGUGUUCGUCUACCACGCAGUGCCCAAGGGCCUGGACAUGUCCAUCGUGAACCCGGGAGGCCUACCCCGAUACACGGACAUCGACGAGAGCACUCGCAAGCUGGCGGAAGAGGUGAUCCUGAACCAGUCUGCAGAUGGCAAGCACGCAGGUGUGCCAUCUGACGAGCUGCCAGCGCCGUGCCUUGGCACGGCACAGGAUGCCGAGAAAAGAGUGCUGGCUCGCUUCGAGGAGAUGGGAUUCAGCGACAAGGAGUUGCAGGCAGACUCGUCGUUUCUUGCAGCUUCUCGUGGUCGGAGAAAGAAUGGUCUGCUGCAGGCGGUGCUGAGUUGGAUACAAGACCUCGCUCCUGUCAUGUGGGCCGCUUUCCGGAGUCUGACCCAUGUGGCACAGCGUAGAUACGGCGUAGAUGCUUUUGCAUGGUUUUGCAGGAGCCAGUUUGAGACCAAGACGUCGUAUGGAGCCAUCGAUGAGGACCAUUUGGCGCAACAAUCGGACCAGGAUGGCUCUUGUACAAUUCCCUGCGGACGGGCAGGAAAUCAGACACGAAUUGCCUGGGAGCGGGACAUCUUCGAAGAUGCGUAUGACGACGCCAAGCCCUUCGAGCGAUGCAAGUACGGUGCUCUGAACGGAGGUGCUCUGUCUUGUCGAAAGAUGCCGGUGACUCAAAGUGCCGCCACGUUCCUGCGAACUGAUGGAAGUGAUGUUGCUGUCGCAUGCCACCACGACUUGGGACACAGCACGACCUUGUGGGGGAGUUACUGCUUUCCAGCGUGGCGGGAUUGGCCUUGCGGCGGCAGCAUGCAUCACUAA